CUUCAGACAAAUAUACAUCAGUUGAUAGCCACAUAAUAUAACUUGCUAAUGCAAGAACUAAAUCGUACAAUGUUUCUGAAUAGCAUUAACAAUUUAAGGCCUGCUAUUUAUUCAUCACUAUCUAAUUCAACCCAUUUACAUGGGUACAAGAACAUCGAUUCUUCUUACCGAAACUUAAUCUGCAAUUUAUCAUUCUACAAAUUCAAAUCCGAUGAUAAUACAAGCACCCCAACAUGUAAAACAUUAUGUUGCAGGGCAAGGAGAAGAGUACGAUACGACGAAGAAGAUGAUGAAAGUUAUGGUUACAAUGAAGAAAUAGCUAUACUGGAAAUGUAUAGUCAGUCAGCCAGAGGAGAAGCUCUGCUUGUGACAGCUAUGGUUGAUGAUCAACAAGUAGAAGUUCUCAUCUUUAAGGGAUUUUCUUCAUGCUUGAGUUAUGGGACAUCUCCAGAUCCAUCAAAAAGUGUUCUUCCAAAAAGAGCAAGAAUUAUGUUAAUAGACAGGAUUAAGGGUCCUUUCAACCCCAACAAUAUUGAGUACAUAGAGAAAGGUUUGACAUGGGAGACAUUUAAAAGUGGUUUUGCUUCUACUAAAAACUAAUGAAUAAACUUCAUUAUUCUUCAAUUAGUGUUUCCCAAGAUUUGAUUCACAUCUUGAUCUUUUCUUCUUGAGAUCUCGAGCUCUUUAGGUAAAGCCCAAUAAAUCUAGCUAUUACAAGAAUAAAAUUUCAGAGAUACAUGCACAUGCUCUCUUUGUUCGGAAUUUAUUGUCAUAUUAAAAGUAUAAUUUGAAUUAUAUGACAAAUAAAUAUACUCAAUCUAGCUAGAUAGCUUUUAUUGAUAUAUUUCCUGAAUCCAAAUUUUAUAUAAAAUCGGAUCAAU
Molecule: messenger RNA, 881 nt
Organism: Chenopodium quinoa (quinoa)
Lineage: Eukaryota; Viridiplantae; Streptophyta; Magnoliopsida; Caryophyllales; Amaranthaceae
Exons: 2
Coding region: 49-600 (183 amino acids)
Cellular component (GO): chloroplast
Source: RefSeq, a predicted model, not a curated record